Drosophila busckii is the source of this 1943-nucleotide messenger RNA. It is a transcript of the gene bumpel, whose product is annotated as sodium-coupled monocarboxylate transporter 1. Gene Ontology annotation, molecular function: symporter activity. The record is from RefSeq and is a predicted model, not a curated record. Gene Ontology annotation, biological process: transmembrane transport; sodium ion transport. Lineage: Eukaryota; Metazoa; Arthropoda; Insecta; Diptera; Drosophilidae. The transcript has 8 exons. The coding region runs from base 103 to 1878 and encodes 591 amino acids. Gene Ontology annotation, cellular component: membrane.
CAGUCUAACAAAUGGAGCCCACUGAUUCACAGAUGUAAAUCCAGCGCGACUUAGUUCAGUACACAAACGCUUAGAGAUUAGCGAACGACAAAACGCGGCACAAUGGAGAAUAUUGCAGAGAUCCUGAGGCAGCUGCAACGCUUCUCCACUGCAGACUAUGCAGCCUUUGUGGCAAUGUUUUUGCUUUGCAUUUGCAUUGGCAUUUACUUUGGCUUUAUGAAUAAAUCCGUCAACGAGGCGGAUUAUAUGCUCGGUGGUCGUAAGAUGUUGGUGGUGCCUAUUGCCUUCUCGCUGGUGGCCAGUUUCAUUUCAGGCAUCACGCUGCUGGGCUUACCCACUGAGGUUUACUCCUAUGGCACGCAAUAUUUGUAUGUUGGUUUGGGUGUGGUAGGAAUGGGCGUUGUUAUGGCUGUGUUCUACUUGCCAGUAUUCCAUGAUUUGAAUAUUACAUCUACCUAUGAGUAUCUAGAAAUUCGCUUUGAUCGCCGCUUGCGCUUGUUUGGAUCUGUAAUGUUUGCCAUAAUGAAUAUAGCUUACCUGCCUAUAGUUAUAUAUGUGCCCGCCUUGGCUUUCAAUCAGGUAACAGGCAUUGGCGUGCACACCAUCACGCCCAUUGUUUGCAUCAUUUGCGUCUUUUACACCAGCUUGGGUGGUCUCAAGGCUGUGGUCUGGACAGAUGUAGUGCAAGCCAUAUCAAUGCUGGGCGCUCUGGCAUUAGUGGCCAUUAAAGGGAGCAUGGAUAUUGGUGGCUUAGAUGUGGUAGUAAAGCGUGCUUGGCAAUCUGAGCGAAUUGAAGCGCCAGAUUUCAACAUUGAUCCCACAGUGCGUCAUACAAUUUGGUGCCUGUUUAUAGGCGGCACUGUCUACUGGACACAAACCAAUGCCGUGUCCCAGAAUAUGAUACAACGCUAUCUGUCGCUGCCCACGCUGGCGGAUGCACGCCGAGCUUUGUGCUACUUUUGCUUUGGAGUUUUACUGCUGAUGGCGCUAUGUGGUUACAAUGGAUUGCUGAUCUAUGCUACCUAUCAAAACUGUGAUCCGUUGACCACAAAGCUCGCUAAGGCGCGUGAUCAGCUCUUGCCGCUGUUUGUGAUGGACACGCUGGGUGAACUGCCUGGCAUGACGGGUCUGUUUAUCGCAGGCGUCUUUAGUGCUGCGCUCAGCUCACUCUCCACCUGCCUCAACUCCAUGUCCGCUGUGGUGCUGGAGGAUUUUGUUAAGCCCUACGUUAAGCAGCCACUUUCGAGUCGCGCUACCAAUUGGAUUAUGCGGCUGGUUGUUGUUGGCGUCGGUGUGCUCUGCGUUGCCUUGGUUUAUGUUGUUGAACACUUGGGUACUGUCCUGCAGUUGACUAUGAGCCUGGAAGCUAUUACGAAUGGUCCGCUUUUUGGCAUCUUUACUAUUGGCUUGUUUAUGCCUUGGAUUAAUGGUCAUAGCGCCAUGCUGGGUGGCUGUGUAAGUGUCGUGGUGAUGUUUUUCAUCAGCUUAAAUGCACAAUGGGCUAUUGCUUCGGGUGCUAUACAAUACCAAACAAAGCCUCUAAGUGUAAAUGAAUGUGGUUAUAGCUUCAACGCCUCUGCCUUGGUUGCCAGCGCUGUCAACCAAACACUAACUAAAGGACCUACUGCUGCCGACAUAUUUCCUUUGUAUCGCAUAUCGUACAUGUGGUAUACAACUGUCGGCGCUUCGGUAGCCAUACUUGUUGCCUGCCUGAGCACCUUAAUCUUUGGCACCAACAAUCCCAACAAAGUGGAUCCUGUGCUGCUUACCCCCUGCAUACGAAAGUACUUCAGCUACGAUGAGCAGCCAGCAAAGGAAGCUACAAAGGCGGACAUUCCAUUGGACUAUAAGCUACGCAGUGAUGAGGUAGCUUUAUAAACAAAUAUUAAGAUAAUUUUUAUGCCGUUUUAUAUUUUUAUUUAAUGUGUAAUAAAAUAUGUGUA